Molecule: messenger RNA, 7521 nt
Organism: Fundulus heteroclitus (mummichog)
Lineage: Eukaryota; Metazoa; Chordata; Actinopteri; Cyprinodontiformes; Fundulidae
Product: partitioning defective 3 homolog
Exons: 25
Coding region: 305-4507 (1400 amino acids)
Biological process (GO): cell adhesion; establishment or maintenance of epithelial cell apical/basal polarity; microtubule cytoskeleton organization
Cellular component (GO): apical plasma membrane; cell cortex; adherens junction
Molecular function (GO): phosphatidylinositol binding; protein binding
Source: RefSeq, a predicted model, not a curated record
GAACGCAGCAGUGAGCAUUAGCUCAGCUCGGAGAGAGGGAUUGGGAUCCGGAGAAGGAAGGAAGGAAGAAGAGAGGGAGAGAAGCUAAACAGGUGGUCAGAAAACCGAGCAAACAAUGUCGUCCGGCGGGGAGACGCGGGGCGACGCGUAGUCCUCAGUUUUCCAGGCAGGAACACCGGGGACAACCUCGGGACAACAGCAACAAAAAAAAACCUCCAUGCUCCUCCUGUGCGCUUCCCGGUCGGAUUUGUCCUCCUCGUCUCGGCUUGGCCCCGAACCCGGGCAAGUCCACGGACACUGAGCCAUGAAAGUGACGGUGUGCUUCGGCAAGACCCGGGUGGUGGUACCGUGCGGCGACGGGAACAUCAAGGUCCACGCACUCAUCCAGCAGGCUGUCAUGAGGUACAGGAAGGCUAUCGCCAAGGAUGCAAACUACUGGCUGCAGGUCCACCGCCUGGAGCACGGCGACGGCGGCAUCCUGGACCUGGACGACGUGCUCUGCGACGUGGCUGACGACAAAGACAGACUGAUCGCCGUCUACGACGAGCAGGAGCCGCAUCACGGAGGCGACGGCACCAGCGCCAGCUCCACGGGGACGCAGAGCCCGGACCUGUUCGCCGCGGACAUCGGCGCCGGCAGCGGGGCCUCGGCGUUCCAGCCCUACCAGAACGCCAGCGAGAUCGAAGUCACGCCCUCGGCGCUGCGCACCAAUAUGCCUCUCCACGUGCGGCGCAGCAGCGACCCCGCCCUCAUCACCAUCAACGGGCCGUUCAGCGCCUUGGAGUCACGGGUCCAAACCGAAGACACUCCAUCCAGAAAGAACCCAACCCGCUGGUCUACCACUGCUGGCUUCCUGAAGGCUCGCCAUCACUCCGGCACAAACAGCCUGGAGAGGAAGAGCAAAGGUCUGGAUACGUACCGCAGUCUGCCGCGGGACGCAGGGACCUGGUCCAAUCAGCGGGAGUUUCAGAGAGACACGGCCAGGUCGUCACUGAGUGCCAACCACCCCAUGGUGGACCGCUGGCUGGAAAAACAAGAGCAGGAGGAGGAGACCAGGGAGGAUGAAAACGGGCGAAUCGAGCCGGUUGGCCGAGCCGACUCCUGCAUGGAGCACCCUCCGGUCACGUCUCUAGAAGACAUUGUCAAACUGGUGGAGGUGUCAAACGACGGCGGACCCCUGGGGAUCCACGUGGUGCCUUUCAGCGGCAGGGACCGCAGGACUCUUGGCUUGUUGGUCAAGCGUCUGGAGAGGGGCGGCAAGGCUGAACACCAGGGCCUCUUCCAGGAGAACGACUGCAUCAUCCGUAUCAAUAACGGAGACCUGCGAAACAUCCGAUUCGAACAAGCACAGAACAUGUUCCGCCAGGCCAUGCGUUCCCCCGUCAUCUUGUUCCACGUGGUGCCGUCGUCCAUGAGGGCCCACUACGAGCAGCUCUCCCACGCCGACAGGAACCCGUCGUACCCCUCGGGAGGCUUCAGCCCCGACUCGCUGUCCGGAGGCGACCCCAACCAGCCCAGGAUAGUCCGCCACGGUUCCCAGACGCACCCGACCCACUCCCACCCUCACACCCACACCCACCCAGACCCAAACAACGGCUACCCGCACCUGAUCCACCCCGCCGUUUCGGCGGCCAAACCCCCCACAGGCCACACCCACUCACCCCAGAGGGGGCUGAACUCCACCCCGACGGCUGGUUAUGCCAAAAAAGUGGGGAGGAGGCUCAACAUCCAGCUUAAGAAAGGCCCCGAGGGCCUCGGCUUCAGCAUAACGUCCCGCGACGUUCCCAUCGGGGGCUCCGCGCCGAUCUACGUCAAGAACAUUCUCCCCAGGGGAGCGGCCAUCCAAGAUGGCCGCCUGAAGGCAGGUGACCGGCUGCUGGAGGUGAACGGGGUGGACCUGAACGGGCGGACCCAGGAGGAGGUGGUCUCGUUGCUCAGGAACACGCCUAUGGGUGGUGGUGUGGGGUUGUUGGUUCUACGCCAGGAGGACACCUUCCUCCCCCGAGAAGUGAGCGCUGAGCCUCAGAAGCAAUCCCUCAGAGACGUGAAAGCAGAUGAGGAUGAAUUAGUCCUGACUCCUGAUGGGACCAGGGAGUUCCUGACCUUUGAGAUCCCGCUCAGUGACUCGGGUUCUGCAGGUUUGGGCGUCAGCGUGAAAGGCAACCGCUCCAAGGAAAACCAUGCAGACCUGGGCAUAUUUGUCAAAUCAAUCAUAAACGGCGGCGCAGCCUGCAAGGAUGGACGACUGAGAGUAAACGACCAGCUGAUUGCCGUCAACGGGGAAUCUCUGUUAGGGAAGACCAACCAAGACGCGAUGGAGACGCUGCGGAAGUCCAUGUCAACCGAAGGCAACAAGCGUGGGAUGAUCCAGCUUAUAGUGGCCAGACGAGUUGCCAAGAGAAAUGAGGAGUCUCCAGGGAGCCCGCUGGGACCUCAGCAGACGGUUAACACCAGUCUGGAUGAUCACGAGCGCAGGAUCUCCCACUCUCUCUACGGUGGCCUGGAAGGCCUCGAUGACAACUUGAUGCCACGUCAGGGAAUGAUUCCACGCACAAUAGGAAACUAUCAGCUCUCUCCGACCGUCAACAUGCCGCAGGACGACACCGUGAUCAUCGAGGACGACCGGCCGCCGCUCCUCCCGUCCAACCUCUCCGACCAGUCCUCGUCCAGCUCUCACGACGACGUGGGGUUUGCGGCGGACGAGACUCCGCCCUGGGCCAGAGAGCUGCCUGCUCAGAAUGAAAGCUCACUGAUUCCCGAUGAGAACGAUCCGGACAUUUCUUUCCAGAGGGAAGGAUUCGGACGCCAGAGCAUGUCCGAGAAACGCACCAAGCAGUUCGGAGACGCCGCUCAGCUCGAGAUCAUCAAGACACGCAAGUCCAAGAGCAUGGAUCUAGUAGCCGACGAGAUUAACCUCACACCUCGUCCUGACGCCGACACAGGUUCUUCCACUAAGGAUGUUGGACCUUCGCUGGGCCUAAAGAAGUCCAGCUCUCUUGAGAGCCUCCAGACUGCGGUUGCAGAGGUCACCCUCAACGGGGACCUGCCCUUCCACCGGCCCCGCCCCCGCAUCAUCAGGGGGCGCGGCUGCAACGAGAGCUUCCGAGCAGCUAUCGACAAAUCCUACGACCGACCGGCCGCCUUAGAGGACGACGACGAGGGCAUGGAGACUGUGGAGGAGGACACGGAGGAGAGUUCACGCUCUGGCAGAGACUCCGUCUCCACUGUAGCCGACCAAACCCCGCUGUCCCCAGGCCCGGAAAAGCCCCUGGUCAACGGCACCAACCGCGCCAAGGAGGAGAAGAAGAAGGACAAAGACAAAGCGGGGAAGGAGAAGAAGAAGCAGGACGGAGGAAAGGAGAAGGAGAAGGAGAAAGGAAAACCAAAGAAAGGAAUGCUGAAGGGACUUGGAGAGAUGUUCAGGUUCGGGAAGUACCGCAAGGAUGAGAGGCCUGCGGAGAAGAUGGACCGGAAAGGAUCGAGCAAGUGGAGGCUAGAAGAGACGCAGGUUUCUGACGAGGAAACGAUGAAGAUGAGGAUGGAGCAGGAGAGGAUUCAGGCCAAAACGCGGGAGCUGAGGGAACGUCAGGCUCGGGAACGGGACUACGCCGAGAUCUUGGACAUCGGCCGCACACUGGACAGAUCCUCUGAGGAGGACCACACCUACUCCGGCGUGAACCCCCUGAACAUCUCGGUGGACAGCAGCCACAGCCGGGCCCACAGCCCCCGUGACGAAUACCCCCACGUCCAGCACCAGCACCAGCACUCGGACUCGCUCUACUCGCCGGUCAGCAGGGCCCGAAACGACCGGCCUCCAUCCACAGACAGUAACCGGCUAACUCCUAGCAACCACGACCGGAUACAGAGGCUGAGGCAGGAGUUCCAGCAGGCCCAGAACGUUCCCGAGGACCCGGAUGAUCGCAGGAGGACCUACAGCUUCGAGCAGUCCUGGUCGAACGCCAGCAGCAACGGCGCGGGCGGGUACAGCCAGCCGGGCCGGCACUCUGUGUCCGUGGAGGUCCAGAUGCAGAGACAGAGGCAGGAGGAGAGGGACUCCUUCGCCCAGGCGCAGCGGCAGUACAGCUCCCUGCCUCGACAGCCCAGGAAGAACCCCAGCACCAUCUCCCAGGAUUCCUGGGACAAGGCGUACCCACCGGGAGAGGUCUUCCAGACGGCCAAGGACAACCCCAGGUACUGCAGCUACCAGGGCUCCCGCAACGGCUACCCUGGCGGCGGCGGCGGCGGAGGAGGAGGAGGAGGAGGAGGAGUCAACGCCAGAGUCCUGCUGGAGGCCCAGGAGCUGCUGAGGCAGGACCAGCGGCGCAGGGAGCAGGAAGCCAAAGGAAAAGCCAUGCAGGAGGGCGGCGCCUACGAGGCGUACGUCCCCCACCUGAAGGAGCAGGGGUCCCCGAAGGGCCCGUACCGACACGACGUGCCGCCUUCGCCGUCGCAGCUGGCGCGGCUGAACAGACUGGGCUCGGAGAAGGGCCGACUCUUCUACUCCUGAGGGCCGCCCGCCCGCCGCCCUGGACACGGACUUGCUUAGAGGUCUUAUAGCUUAGCGACGAUCUUAACGGUAAUGUGGGCGUUUGAUGACCUGCACCAAUUAUCAGUCACCCUCCUACGACCACCAGACGCCCCCGUCCCCCCGGUGCCUUCUCCACCCUCGGCCAGGACUCAGAGACCCCGGCGCCGUCACGGACCGACAAUCAGGCGGGGGAGCGGGGCGCUACGAGGCAAACGUCGGGGCGACUCGUCACACCUGCCAUCGCUCGGUUAACGCCCGCCGCCUUCGGAGAGCCGCCGCCGCCGCCGUUUCUCUCCUCGGAAAGGAGAGAAAAUGAGGCAAAGUGUGGGAAAAGGAAGCAGGCCACAGAGAGAAAGAGAGAGAGAGUGUGUUAUUAAUAAAAGCCCUCCUCAUAAAUGAUUCAUAUUGUGUGUUAUCUCCUUGGAGGAAAGUCAGGCAGAGAGGGUAGGCAUCUCUGAUCCUCUGCCUGGCCCCUCUGCACGGCGCUGGGCUCCACUCGCCCGCCCGCCUCCCUGCCUCCCUGCCUCCCUGCCUGUCUGUCUGUCUGGAGCUCCAUCUUCUCCUUUCAUUCUUCCUCUCUUUGUUCAUUACGCUCCUUUCUUCUACCUCAACACCUCCAUAUUCAUCUCGCCCUCCCCUCUCGCUCACAUCCACCACCUCCCUUCCUCCUCCUCCUCCUCCUCCUCUCUGUCGUCUCCCGAGUCAGGGCUCUGCACUGAAUUUUUCAUCAGAAGCCACCUGCUGCCUGCCAGAGCCAAAGAACGGCGCCACCAGAGGCUCCGACAGAGGGCCCGGCUUCUGACAUGACGAGCCCAAUGAAAGCGGGGGGGAAAAAAGGGGGGGGGGGGCAGAAUAAAGAUCGGCGGGGAGACAAUGUGGCUCCCAGUGUGAAAUUAGCAGCAGCCUUUUAUUCUGUUUUUUUUUUUUUUUUUUUUUUUUUUUUUUAACAAAAGGCAAAAUUGUCCUCUGGAGUUAAUUGCUCCAAAUUGCCAUAAUUGCUUUUUGUGUGUGUGUGUGUGUGUGUUUUUUUUUUUUUAAACCUAUUUCAGCAUUUAGCAGCCACUCUUCACCGCAACGAUUCUAAAUAGAGGCAGCAGGUGGGGGGGGGGGGGGGGGUUCUUGCUUUUAAAAAACAGCAGUCGAGAAAUGAACCGAAGGAUGUUGGAUUACAAAAAGCAGGUUGGAAAACAGUCUUACCUCAACAAUAGAGGUUAAUGCAGUGAUAUUUGUGGCUCGCAAAGCAGCAAAAGUAAAGAGGAUGUGCACUCCUUACAGACCAUUCUAUAAUCUAGUAAAUAUAAAACUCAUGCUCAAAUUGUUUCAUUUAAUCUGAGAAGCCAUUGUGAUCCUAUGUGAACAUAGUUUGCCACCUUAACUUUAACUUUCUGGUUUAAUUUCACUUGCUACACCAGUUACUGUCAGACCUGUAGCAUUUUAGAGCCCUCUUCAGUAGGACCUGUCUGACGACACGAAGUAGGCCAAACUGUCUCAAAAGACAAAACCUCAUCCCACAAUCUGGAGUUAUUCAACAACAGAUGAAGCUUUGUCUCCUCUGGAGGAUUGUGCACGAGGCGUGUGUUUAGCCUCAUGCAUGUUGAGGGUUUCUCAUUAGGGAAAUAAAAAAACAGUUGGGGGCGGGGCUUACUGUUCAAUUUGUGCAGGAUCAAGUGUAGUUUAUAUAAAGUGUAUUUGGCACAAAACAAAAAACCCAACAUAUCACCAAAGGGACUCAGUGUCCAGAGGGAAAGAUGAUGGUGGUAGCAUCAUUUUUUUUCAGGGGCUUUUGUCAAGGUGGAUGGAACUAUGACUAAUUUUAAAUAGCGGUGCGUUUUGUGCCCAAACCUGCAGAUGUUUGCCAGAAAGCUUGAGAUGGAUUUUAUUUUUCAGCAUUGCUGUGAGGGAUGCUAGUCGUCUCCAACUCAAGACGAAUCCUGAAACCCAAUCAGAAGUGGUUACCGCAGCUUUUCCUUUACUGUCCCGCAAAUUUGAGUCUUGAGGCUAAAUUAUAGCAUCGCUGUCCCAUUAAAGGUGGAAAAAUUUUUUAUUUUUUUAAUCAGACGUGUUCACACUUUUGUGAGCCUCCAUUUAAAAGCUGGACAAAGUCUGUGUGAAAGACGGUGAGCUGCUGUUUGGGGAGCGUAUUCAGAUAAUUUAACGUCUCCAGGGUUUAGAAAGCUGCACGGUUAAACUUUUUCUACAGCUGCGAGGACCACAUGUGACAUUGCAUUGAUCUCCGGUGUGUCAGCGUUGGUGGAAACCCUGAGUAAAUGUAAUUAUAAGCAUGGUGCGUAAUGGCUGGAGGUGGGAAUGCCAUCGUUGUUAUUCCGGUCAGCCUGGACGGUCCUGAUUGGCAGCUUUUCUGCUCCGGGGACAAAAAGAAUAAAUUAGUUUCAGAGCAACCUGAGUGAUGACGGUACAUCCUGUAAAACCCACCAUAGACUCCUGCCUGCCUCCCACAACGCCUCUGCAAACAAACCAGAUGCAGAAGAAGCAAAACAUCAGAGUUAAGCUGCACAACAUGUCUCCUGAGAUGAGAAGUGGUUGAAAAGAUUACUUUUUUUUUAUCACUGAAGGUACAGAAAGGAGCCUUCCCCCCCCCCCCGCUGAGGAGCGUUUUUAAGCAUGCAGGGAUGGCCUGAUGAGAUGUUCGGGUUUAUUCCCACAUUAAAACCAAGACGGUGGAAACUGUGAGCGUAAAGAAGCAGGAAGUAUUCAACCUGGUCUCUGAUGUCUAAAAGUGCCUGAGAAAUAAUAUCUGAACAUUUGACACACGUUGUGGUUCUGAAGUGGCCCUGGCCGUCAGAGUGUUUGUAUCUGAUUUGUUUUACAGAAGCAAAACUCAAAUAGAAGUUAAUAGCAGCUGAUGUGCAAUUGUUUUUGUUUCCUGAAGACUUUUUACAUGAUAUCUGGAGAAAUGUAAACGGCGUUUUGUUUUUUGUUUUUUCUGUACGUAUCAAGCUGAGAAUAAAGCAGAAGGCUGUUCCCUGUUUGCA